CUCUCAGCCAAUCGAGUGAUUCGUACACGCGUGGGGCUGGAAACUUAUAAUGAAACUUGCGGAUAUAUAAUGAACGCACUACCAACAAAGUAUAAAAUAAGCAUUGGUGUGUGAUUGAGCCUAUCUAUUGUACGGUAAUAAUAGUGUUGACUAGACUUGACAUUCUUAAGCGCCCCAUCAUAUCGGCUUUAAGAACCUUUUAUCAGAAUUGUUCAUUGCCAAAGAAUUUUCGUGAAAGCAUUUGAAGACACUUGGAGCUUUGGCGAGUGUCUAUCAGUCACUGGAAGGCACUCUCACUGAGAGAGGCUCAACGGCUUCGACUCGAAGCCUUUGAAUAUCGAGGAUAUUUUUUUCAUCUAAAAAAUGGAUGAUGAUAAGAGGCUUCUGCCUUCAUGCACGAAUUUACCAUUGGAUCCAGAGAAGUUGGAGGAGCUAGUGGAUAGAGCCAAGGAUUGGGCUCUCAUGCACGGAAUGGGUGUACGUCCUACUAGCAAUACAACAAAAGAUAUCAUCCAAUUUGCCCCGUUUGCAAUGCUACCAUCGGUAUUUCCACGAGAGGAAUUCGAGGAUGCCUGUGAGAUUCAGGUUAUUCUGAAUACCCUGAUGCAUCGAGUUGCUCAUGAUUAUGAAUUUUUGAAAGAAACACUGGAGGGACCUGUGAGGGUGGAUGCCUUCACCAGGCAACUUUUUCAAAUAUACGAUACUGUUUAUCAAGAGGGUUUUACACAGAAAGUGUCACUUGGCUUGUUGAGGUCAGAUUUGAUGCUCGAUUCCAACUUCAAGGAGGCUGUCAACGUACAAAAGCCCUUUUGUUGCUGGAAGCAAGUGGAGAUUAAUACAAUGGCGUCUGGAAUGGGAUGGCUUGGCCCCAUUACAACUAAAUUUCAUCAAUUUAUCUUGACUGAACUUGGAUUGAAGAAUUUAACUAAAUAUUUACCCGCUAAUAAUGCACUCCAAGGUAUUUGCGGAGCAAUGAUAGAUGCUUGGGGGAUAUACAACGACUCAGAAGCUGCUAUAUUAUUCAUCGUUGAGGAUUUCUCCUUCAACAUCUGCGAUCAGAGAUUUCACGAGUUCGAGAUAAAACGGCAGAAUCCAAAUAUCAGAGUUAUCAGAAGGACAUUGACUCAGUUGGCUAGCCAAGCGAGACUGGGUCCCAAGAAAGAACUUAUCGUAAAUAAUCGAGUAAUCGGAGUGGUUUACUUCAGAUGUGGAUACGAACCGGGUCAAUAUCCAAGUGAGAAAGAGUGGGAGGUGAGGCUGUUGAUAGAGAGAUCUCUAGCUAUUAAAUCACCGUCAAUUCAGUAUCACCUGGCCGGUACUAAAAAAAUUCAGCAGGCAUUGGCAAAGCCCGGAGUACUUGAACAAUACUUGAAUAAUGAAAAAACAGUUGUACGCGUUAAAGAAAUAUUCACAGGGUUGUACGCACUAGGAGCGGAUGAGAAUGAAAAUACCACCCUGGAUAUGGCUAUGGCAAAUCCUGAACGUUUUGUUCUCAAGCCACAGAGAGAGGGCGGGGGCAAUAACAUAUAUGGGCUUGACAUCAGGGCCUUUCUCCAGUCUAUGAAAAGCCCUCAGGAGCGGUUGGCGUGGAUCCUCAUGGAUAAAAUUCAUCCACCACCGCAAUUGAAUUAUAUCGUACGUGCGGCCAGCUCUGACAGUCUACAGCUUAAACGAGUUAUCUCGGAACUUGGCAUUUUCGGGAUUAUCAUUGGAGAUGAUAAGACGAUAUUCUCUAAUAAACAAGUCGGUCACUUGUUGAGAACUAAACCACAUGGCUGUAACGAGGGAGGACUCAUGAGCGGCAUUGCAUGCACUGACACUUUGCCAGAUGUAAUCCACGCUGUGCCAAAGUACGAAAUAGACCAUGAAAUAAAAGAAAUAUACUUUUUCCGUGAGGGGACUGUCGUAAUGUGGAACAUUCCCGACUUGGAGAGUGGUAAUCUCCUUCAAUUCCUAAAGUCAUACGAGGACAGCAGUUACGCCCCAACACUGGUGCAGUCCGAGAGCGAAAUGAUGUCUUACACAUAUACCGAAGCCCAGAAACGGAGUCACUUGAAGGACGGAGAUAUCUAUUUGGCAUCCGACGCCACUAGUUUAGAUAAAUACACAUUUUCCAACGCUAUAUCUCAAUCAGUGAAACUGGGAAUAUGGGAGGCAUCGCUCGAGGCUUAUAUCGAUUCUAUCGAAUUCGUUACUGAGGACCUUAAGGCUGGCAGGAGGAUAAAAAUGACGAGAGAGGAGGUCCUCAGGAAACAGGGCGAGUUAUUCGCAUUGAGACAUCUUAUUAAUCUCAGCUCGGAUCUUCUGGAUACUCCGGAUUUCUACUGGGAGAAUGAUGAACUCGAAACGCUUUAUCAGCAAACGUGUGGGUACUUCAGUAUUGCUAAACGCACAAGAGUAAUGAACGAAAAAAUAAAUCACUGCGUCGAGCUGGUGGAGCUGCUCUCCUCUCAUCUGAGUGAUCGACACCACGUCAGACUGGAAUGGAUGAUUAUUGUUCUCAUCAUGGUGGAGGUUGCUUUUGAAACGCUUCAUUAUCUCGAUCGUUAUCUCGGCAAGAACGAAGAAUCCGGCGUUACAGUGGCCAACAUUGUUACCUGAUGCCAAUGUAAAAAGUUCAUCUGUUGAAUAAUGGUUUUUUUAAUAAAUUAGGUUUAUGACUGCUCCCCAA
Fopius arisanus is the source of this 2671-nucleotide messenger RNA. RefSeq names its product glutathione synthetase. Bases 364 to 2601 code for a protein of 745 amino acids. Gene Ontology annotation, biological process: glutathione biosynthetic process. NCBI's taxonomy places the organism in Eukaryota, Metazoa, Arthropoda, Insecta, Hymenoptera, Braconidae. The transcript is spliced from 7 exons. The record is from RefSeq and is a predicted model, not a curated record. Gene Ontology annotation, cellular component: cytosol. Gene Ontology annotation, molecular function: ATP binding; glutathione synthase activity; glutathione binding.